CGGAAACAGGAAGCGGGAAGAGGACGGAGUCUUUGGGGAUGCCUGGGACGGGGCCGGAACCGGAACCCCACAAGCUGACCCUGCAGGACAGCCCCAGAUGGCACCGGUGAAGAUCAGCCACAUCGUGUCCUUCUCCUCCCAGGACCCCCGGUACCCAGUGGAGAACCUCCUGUCCCCCGAUGGCCGUCGGCCCUGGCUCAGCUGCCCCCAGGAGCGCAGCCGGCAGCUUAAGGUGGAGCUACAGCUGGAGAGAGCCGUCCCCAUCGGCUACAUCGAUGUUGGGAACUGGGGCUGCGCCUUCCUGCAGAUCGAGGUGGGUCGCUCCUCGUGGCCUCUUGACCGCCCCUACCUCACCCUGGUCCCCAGCGUCACGCUGAUGACACCGGCCGACUCCAAGCUGGAUCGCAACCGCUGCGGCGUCCGCAUGUUUAAAGAAGCAGAUUUCCUGGAGCUGGCAGUGGGGCAGAAGUGGGACCGCCUGCGGCUCACCUGCAGCCAACCCUUCCGUCACCGCGGGCAGUUUGGGCUCUGCUUCAUCCGCGUGCGCACACUGCUGGAGCCCGAGCUGUGCCACCCCGCAGCGGAGGACGCUGAGCUCAUGGGCAGCCCCCAGCGCUCCAACCCUGCCUCCUUGUGCCGGAUUCCCUCUGCAGAAGCGCGCCUGAGCUCCCAGGAGGAGGAGCAGCUGAAGAGCAGCUUGCAGCAGCUGGAGCCCAGUGCUGCAUCCCAUGCCUGGAGCCCAGCACGUCUCAGCCGCCCGGCACGCAUGGUGCUGUCAGCAGCGCAGAGCCGUGCCGUGAGGCCUCCACCCCGAAUUAUUGCCAGCCACCCGGGGAGCAGCGCAGAGCAGGGACAGCCUGCAGCACGGGGUGCAGCAUUGAAAGUCCCAGCAGCCCCCAAGCGCACCCGCAGGCAGUCGGGCAGCAGGCAGAGAGCUGGCAGAGCUGUGGGCAGGUCCCCUCAGCCUCUCACCAGGAAUCCUGGGCCAGGAAAGAGAGCAAGAAUGCAGGGCUGCAAUGCGAGCAGAGGGGAGAGAAGCGGGGGGGAGAUGGCUCUGUGCCCUAUUUGCUCAGGUUCCUUCAGCACAGCGCUGCUCCCCGCUCACGCCUCCCGCUGCGGUGAGGAAGAAUCCGACCCCGAGGUGGAGCUGCUUUCCUCUGCCAGCAGCCCGGUGCUGUGCCCCAUCUGCGGGCUCUGCUUCAGCUCAGCAGAGGUGGAGCAGCACUGCAGCACCUGUGGGGAGUGAUGGACCCCUCCAACAAGCAAUGAUCUGCAGAGAGAGACUCGGCCCCACUGUGCUCUGGGGCUGUGGUUUGUGGUGCUCGUUCAAUUCUGCCCCACGUGGCACGAGCUCAGCGCAGGAGAGGAGGCAGCAGGGCCCAGGGGGCUGAAGGAAGAAGCCACGUUGCUGCUGCUCCCAUCACUGCACCACUCAGCAGUGUGAACUGGGACCAGUAAAUGUGAGCAUCUGACUACAAGGGGGGUUGAUCACCUCCCUCCCCGUGACACAGUGCGGGGUGUAGGGAACGUGGGGCUGAUGGUGGCCCUGCGGGUGGAGUUUUAGGGCAGGUUGCAGCUCCUGGAGGUGUGAGGAGUUGAGAGAGAGAAA
Molecule: messenger RNA, 1609 nt
Organism: Lagopus leucura (white-tailed ptarmigan)
Lineage: Eukaryota; Metazoa; Chordata; Aves; Galliformes; Phasianidae
Gene: XNDC1N
Product: short transient receptor potential channel 2
Exons: 10
Coding region: 98-1246 (382 amino acids)
Biological process (GO): base-excision repair; single strand break repair
Cellular component (GO): nucleus
Molecular function (GO): damaged DNA binding
Source: RefSeq, a predicted model, not a curated record